Molecule: messenger RNA, 660 nt
Organism: Striga hermonthica
Lineage: Eukaryota; Viridiplantae; Streptophyta; Magnoliopsida; Lamiales; Orobanchaceae
Source: the annotation of a GenBank genome assembly
AUGGAUCCCGCGAGCAAUGCCCAAUCCCCUAUCAAAAGCCCGCAAACCUUUUCUUUCCCCGUUAUAGCCGUAGCCAUCACCGGCAUUCUUGCCACGGCAUUUUUGCUCAUCGGCUACUACAUAUUUGUGAUCAAGUGCUGUCUGAGCUGGCACCACAUACACAUUUUAAGGCGGCAGGCGGAGCGUUCUUCGUCAGCAGUCGAGGGCCGAGGGCUGGACGAGGCUGCAAUCCGCUCGAUCCCAAUACUCGAGUUCAAGAACGGGCAAAAGGACGAGUCUUUUUUUAAAAAGCAAUCGUGCGAAUGUGCGGUGUGUUUGAGCGAAUUCCAAGAAGAAGAAAAGCUGAGACUCAUUCCAAACUGUGCCCAUGUUUUCCACGUAGACUGCAUUGACGUUUGGCUUCAGAGCAAUGCAAACUGUCCACUUUGUAGAACGAGUGUCACGUCGAAUGUGCAUUUCUCCUUGGAUCGGGAAGUUGAUUUUUCGGGCCGUGGAGAGGAACACUACGUGGCAAUUGAGAUUGGGCCCGAAGUAGGCUGUGUGGAGCCAACCGUGCAAGAAAGUUUGGAUCCACACGAGGUUUUUACGGCCAUGAUUUCAAGAAACAACUGUAAGAAGGUUUCAAGCAUGGGAGAUGAGUGUGUUGAUAGUAAUAGUUGA